Symbiodinium natans is the source of this 1050-nucleotide messenger RNA. The record is from the annotation of a GenBank genome assembly. NCBI's taxonomy places the organism in Eukaryota, Dinophyceae, Suessiales, Symbiodiniaceae.
AUGGAAGGCGGAGCCGCAGCAGCGAGUCGAGAUGCCAGGUCGUGCCUCAUGAGCUCGUCGAACAGUCUCCGAGCCUUGCAGGACGCCACCCUGGAGGAGCUAGCAAGCGCGCUGACCACACAGCUGAAUAAGGACCGCGAGGCCGCGCGACAGCAGAUGCAGACGCUGCUGGCCGCGGAGAAGCUCGUGGAGGAGAAGCGCCAACAGCUGAUGGAGGUCGAGCGGAGGAUCUUCGCCGUUGUGGACAGCAUCGACGACGUCAUCGAGUUGAACGUGGGAGGCCAGUACAUGAGCACCACGAGGGCGGUCCUCUGCAGCGCCACUGGCUCCCUAUUGGCUGGAAUGUUCUCCGGCAACUUCGAUGAGGGCCACAAACGCGACAAGGAUGGCCGCAUCUUCUUGGAUGUGGACCCGACCUUGUUCGAGAAGGUCUUGCGCCACUUGCGCCUGCGGCGCAUCGCCAGCCCUGAGCAGCCGGCUCCCCUGCCUCACGUGCCGGAGGAGCUGCGGCCGGAGUGGGACAUGAUGAUCAAGUACUUCGGGCUUGACACCUUCAUGUACGGGGAUCUGGGCACCAGCUGCAAUAUCUUCCAGAGGAUUGCAGAGCUGGCCUGUGUGGAACAGGAGAAGUUGCAGGAGAGCGACCUCGUCCGCAUCACCCUCAGCUCAACGGGUGGUGUCCCUUCUGCAAGCCACCAGGAGGUCCUGGGCGCCAUGGGCUUUUCGGAGCGCUCGUUGGAGAACAGCUAUGGGGCGCACCCGAACAGCAUCGCGAUCAGGUUCCUGAAGCACCGCGUCAGAGUCGAGGGCAUGGAGCUUCGCGCCAAGGUAGCGGAUGUGCUGGCCCACAUGUCCAACAAGUGGACCUUCCGCCAUGGCGGCGAGCACCUGAACAUGUCGUACUCCUUCUCACGCCUCGAGCCCUGGACGGGCCGCCUGGACACGCCGGGCUUUGGCCCUGCGUAUGUGGACGAGGUUGCCUGGAUCUUCCCCCGCGACUUCUGUCUGGAACACAUCGUGCUCUACGGCCAUGUGACGCCCAAGACAUGA